AUGGCUCCACGUCAAGCAGGAGCGGAGGGUGUGGACGAUGGGCAUAAAGGGCACGAACGGGAACCGUUCGUGCAUCAUGUGUUAACAGUGGAUAGGGAAGUCACGAACGGUUCCCGUUCGCGAGAACGAGCAUGUGUGGACGGGCGUCGAUGGACGAGACAUGUGGAUAGGGAACAAUCGACAGGGAGACGGGUGGCAUCGAAGGCAUGGGAUCUUCGCCGAUGGGUCCCGUCGGCGAAGCUAUUGACAGCCAUGAGUUCGUCACAGAUGGAUCCCGUCCGCGAAGCUACAUCUGUCAGUGUCAAAUGCGCGCAACCAAAGAGAGGCGGCGAUGAGUUGAUGGCGCAGAUGAUUGAGGAUUAG
Pleurotus ostreatus (oyster mushroom) is the source of this 363-nucleotide messenger RNA. RefSeq lists its product as uncharacterized. Lineage: Eukaryota; Fungi; Basidiomycota; Agaricomycetes; Agaricales; Pleurotaceae. The record is from RefSeq and is a predicted model, not a curated record. The transcript is spliced from 2 exons. Bases 1 to 363 code for a protein of 120 amino acids.